AUGUCUAGUCUCCCUAACCAUCUGGGUGGUAUUCCUCCUGUGGGUGGGGGCACAGUACCCCACCUUAGACUCAAGCUAAACAAGCGUGAGAUUGUUGGACUCAUGGGUGUCACAGGAGGCUCUGCGAAACUUGGAAAACAUCCGCUGCAUCUGGAGCGGAUAAUACACCAAUGUGCCCAGAUUGGCGGUGCUAAUUUGAAGCAUAUCUCUGAGGGACAAGUAGAGAAAUGCGUGAACAAUAUCUCUAAUUAG
Messenger RNA from Perkinsus marinus ATCC 50983, 252 nucleotides. RefSeq lists its product as hypothetical. Bases 1 to 252 code for a protein of 83 amino acids. The record is from RefSeq and is a predicted model, not a curated record. Lineage: Eukaryota; Perkinsozoa; Perkinsida; Perkinsidae. The transcript is spliced from 3 exons.